This is a messenger RNA of Penicillium nucicola, 639 nucleotides long. RefSeq lists its product as uncharacterized. NCBI's taxonomy places the organism in Eukaryota, Fungi, Ascomycota, Eurotiomycetes, Eurotiales, Aspergillaceae. The transcript has a single exon. The record is from RefSeq and is a predicted model, not a curated record. The coding region runs from base 1 to 639 and encodes 212 amino acids.
AUGCAGUACAAGUCACUCGCCUUCCUGCUCCUCUCGGCCACAGCCAUAGCUUCCCCAGCUCCCCAAGCUUCAGGAACCGACGAGCUGGACGAUAUCCCCAACUCCGUUCUCGUAGCCCUCGAAACCGCCAUUCCAAGCUCCGUCUUGGCUGAGAUUGCGACAGACCCUUCAUAUGUGAACUCCGUCGUUUCGAACGCUAUCAUCUCUAGCAUUUAUCCCGACUGGUACUCCAAUGUCCCGGAAAGCGUCAAGCCUUAUAUCACCUCCGCUAUCAUCGAGGAAUCACCUACAGCUUACUCGUCUGCCGUCGCCGCUGCUACCUCCAGCAUCAGCGGUUCCGCUUCUGGCUCUAGCUCUGGCUCUAGCAGCCCGUCUGCAACUUCCAGCGGUGCUUCUAGCACUGGCUCUUCCACUGGCUCUUCCACUGGCUCUUCCACUGGCUCCAGCUCUGGUGUUACUACCUCUACUGCUACUACCACCGAGUCUUCUUCCACUGCUAGCAGCUCGGACUCUGCUUCCUCUUCUUCUGCUUCCGGCUCUGCUUCUGCCUCUCCCUCUGACGGCGGUGCUGCCCCCACUGGUGUUGCCAUGGGCUUCGUUGCCGGUGCUGGUGUCCUUGGACUUGCCCUCGCCCUCUAA